AUGAACUGGGUCGGGGGCUCCCGGUGGUUCUCCUAUUCACACAAAAGAACAAGGGGUACCAGAACUUUUGAGGCCUCUGUCAUCUAUGUGUGCCGAUGUGCCUGGACCUGGCCAGGAGUGUCGCGUGUGGGGUCUAUACAUUUCUUGGAUAAUUGUGUAUUUUGCCCUCACUUCCUUUCUAGGAGCAGGGUUCUGAUCAAGCAGGACAGGAGAAAGCAAAAGGAAUAUUUUGAGAGGAACAGGUUAAAAUCAAAAAUGAAAUUACUGGGAGUUUUGCCUCCUGCCAAAAAUUCUACUGUCAGUUUAGAUCUUCUGAACCUCUACAUGGUAAAUCAGAUAUCAUGCAAGAAGAAGAUACCUGAGACUGUGAAGAAACCAGUCCACGUGAAUAUGAAUAGAGACAUAAAAAUUCCUCUAAGAAAGCACGAUUUAGAACUUCCAAUGUCACCUAAUUGUACACCUUCUAAACUCUGCCUUGAUGAUACAGAAGACAAUAUACACUCUCGGGAACUGGGUAGCAAGGAAAAACAUGACCCAGUUCAGUUGUCGCAGCACAUGACAUACAGUGUGUUUGAACCGCAGUUCCAUAGAACAGAAAACUACAGUUACCCCUCAUCAUCUUUUUGUGCAGAGUUGUCUUCUAACAGACACAGUCCAAGGCAGACGUGUACUCCUGGAGUAGCACCAAGUCCUUGGGAAGCUGCAUAUGAAAAAACCCAAAAUGAGCAGUAUUACACUAUCUUAAUAGCAGAUUUAUGUCCAGGAAAUGAAAAUUUUCUUACACCUGCUAAAACUAUGAGUGUGGAUUAUAGAAGCAUGAAUAUAAACAGUCAGUCAGACUUCAUUACUAAAAACCAACCAGUACAAGAUAUUUUGGGAGAUAAUGGAAAAGAAUUUUCAAGUUUUUUUGGAGACAUGACCCAGCCAACUCAUAGGUUUGUGUUAGAGAAUGAGGACUCUUUUGUUAAUCAAAAUAUCAUCAACUUAUUAAACAUAGAUCAACAAAGAAUAAAAGAAACUUUUGACAAGUGUGGUCAUGAUAAUUUGGGAGAUACUUGUGCAGUCACUCAUUCUGAAAACCAUCCCAUCAAUGGAUGCAUUAGAGGCAUUUUCACAGCUCCAGAGCCAACUUUUAGCUGUUACUCAGAAUCAUGUCAGUCAAGCAAGAACUAUCAGAAAGAGUACAAUGAUGAGCUAAAUGAUGUUAAUACAUGUUUUGAGAAGAAUUGCUACCCAGCCAACUCUGGAAAAAAAGGAAAACUUAAAAAUGAUUACCAGGAGAAGAUACCACAGAAAAAUACCCAGAAAUAUCUAGAGAACUAUAUAAUAGAUAAUCACUUCCCAGUAAAAAACAGACUUCUGACUAGUCCACCCAUGAAGGAUUUGAUGGAAGAAGGAGGAACAUGUUCUUUACAAGGGAGGCCAGUAUCUGCUAAAAAAACACGUCUUGAUUCUUCACAGAGCAGUCUGUCUGCCAGUUAUUCUCCAAGACCAACAGAGAGUUCUUUCAGUUCUAGUUCAGAUAUGCUAUCUGAAGAUGAAGGUCAACUAUCACAGCAAAUUGAAGAUUCAAAUAAGAUAUCCCCGAAGACUGCAGAAACAGUUAAAAGUUUUUACCCAGAAAGGAUGGGAAAAUGUAUGGGUGAUCAGAUUGUUAAAGAUAAUGCUGAAGUUCACACACAGAAUGAGAGUUCUCAUGAAGUAUCACUGAAAAAUAAUACAGAUGAAUGUCCACAGUCUCAGUGCAAUUCCACAUACAUAGAGCAGACCCCCUCCAAUAAUAACUGCAUUGUUCAGGUUCCAAGGUGUGAUGCUGGGGUGCAAACAGAGAGAAAACCCACACUGGGAAGACAGAUAGAUGCUGCAGUACAGUGCAGCAUACUUUCAGAAUGUGUGUGUAGAAGCAGUGCUGUUGACAGUAGCGAAUGUUGCAGUGAAAAUAUUAAGGAAGAUACCACUGGAGGGCAGGAGAGCCUUGAGUAA
Dipodomys ordii (Ord's kangaroo rat) is the source of this 1983-nucleotide messenger RNA. RefSeq names its product chromosome unknown open reading frame, human C12orf40 (gene Redic1). The transcript is spliced from 14 exons. The coding region runs from base 1 to 1983 and encodes 660 amino acids. Lineage: Eukaryota; Metazoa; Chordata; Mammalia; Rodentia; Heteromyidae. The record is from RefSeq and is a predicted model, not a curated record.